This is a messenger RNA of Colletotrichum godetiae, 1790 nucleotides long. RefSeq names its product ATP synthase F1. Gene Ontology annotation, molecular function: ATP binding; ATP hydrolysis activity; proton-transporting ATP synthase activity, rotational mechanism. Lineage: Eukaryota; Fungi; Ascomycota; Sordariomycetes; Glomerellales; Glomerellaceae. The record is from RefSeq and is a predicted model, not a curated record. The coding region runs from base 61 to 1611 and encodes 516 amino acids. The transcript has 7 exons. Gene Ontology annotation, biological process: proton transmembrane transport; proton motive force-driven mitochondrial ATP synthesis.
CCAACUUUCAACCAUCACCUCUCCACUCCCAUCCGAAGUCGCCCUUAAUCAUCUGUGAAGAUGUUCAAGAGCGGCAUUUCCUCCUUCGCCCGGGCGGCUCGCCCUUCCUUUGCGGCGACCGCUCCUCGCGCCAUCAGACCUUCAGCCUUCAGAUUCCCUGCCUCCAGCAGAUUCGCCAGCACUUCCGGUGUCGGUGAUGGAAAGAUCUACCAGGUCAUUGGUGCCGUCGUCGACGUCAAGUUCGACACCGCCAAGCUCCCUGCCAUUCUGAACGCCCUCGAGACGACAAACAACGACCAGAAGCUGGUUCUUGAGGUCGCGCAACACUUGGGUGAGAAUGUCGUCCGCUGCAUUGCCAUGGACGGUACCGAAGGUCUCGUCCGUGGCCGCCCUGCCACCGACACUGGUGCCCCCAUCACCAUUCCCGUCGGUCCCGCGACUCUUGGCCGUAUCAUUAACGUCACUGGUGACCCCAUUGACGAGCGUGGCCCCAUCAAGACCGACAAGCGCCUUCCCAUUCACUCCGAGCCCCCUGAGUUCAUCGACCAGUCCACCACCGCCGAGGUUCUCGUCACUGGUAUCAAGGUCGUCGAUCUCCUCGCUCCCUACGCUCGUGGUGGAAAGAUUGGUCUCUUCGGUGGUGCCGGUGUCGGCAAGACCGUCUUCAUUCAGGAGUUGAUCAACAACAUCGCCAAGGCCCACGGUGGUUACUCCGUCUUCACUGGUGUCGGUGAGCGUACCCGUGAGGGUAACGAUCUGUACCACGAGAUGCAGGAGACUUCCGUCAUUCAGCUUGACGGCGAGUCCAAGGUCGCCUUGGUGUUCGGUCAGAUGAACGAGCCCCCAGGUGCCCGUGCCCGUGUUGCCCUGACUGGUCUUACCAUUGCCGAGUACUUCCGUGACGAGGAGGGACAGGAUGUGUUGCUCUUCAUUGACAACAUUUUCCGUUUCACCCAGGCCGGUUCCGAGGUGUCUGCCCUUCUGGGUCGUAUCCCCUCUGCCGUCGGUUACCAGCCCACCCUCGCCAUCGACAUGGGUGGUAUGCAGGAGCGUAUUACCACCACCAAGAAGGGUUCCAUUACUUCCGUCCAGGCCGUCUACGUCCCUGCUGACGAUUUGACUGAUCCCGCCCCCGCCACCACCUUCGCUCACUUGGACGCCACCACUGUCUUGUCCCGUGGUAUCUCCGAGUUGGGUAUCUACCCCGCUGUCGACCCUCUUGACUCCAAGUCUCGUAUGCUGGACCCCCGUAUUGUCGGCCAGGACCACUACGACACCGCCACCCGCGUCCAGCAGAUUCUUCAGGAGUACAAGUCUCUCCAGGAUAUCAUUGCCAUUCUUGGUAUGGACGAACUUUCUGAGGCUGACAAGCUCACUGUCGAGCGUGCCCGUAAGAUCCAGCGUUUCCUGUCCCAGCCCUUCACCGUCGCCCAGGUUUUCACUGGUAUCGAGGGUAAGCUGGUCGACCUGAAGGAGACCAUUGCCUCCUUCAAGGCCAUUCUCUCUGGUGAGGGUGACAACCUUCCCGAGGGUGCCUUCUACAUGGUCGGUGACUUUGCCUCGGCCAAGGAGAAGGGUGAGAAGAUUCUGGCGGAUUUGGAGAAGAACUAAACGAUUCGCGACGAAAAAUACCAAAUGACGUCGAGAGUUGGGGCGUUGAAGCCUGUGUAUAGAAGAGGAACGAUGGAACGGGGAGGUUUCUUAGCUCAAUCCAAGUCUCUUUUGUGAGCUGUGUACCAAGAAAUCUACUUAAUUCCUCUUGUAGUUGAGAGAAUCUCCUUAUUUCUUCA